Penicillium canariense is the source of this 831-nucleotide messenger RNA. Its product is annotated as SDR family oxidoreductase. The transcript has 3 exons. Gene Ontology annotation, cellular component: cytosol. The coding region runs from base 1 to 831 and encodes 276 amino acids. Lineage: Eukaryota; Fungi; Ascomycota; Eurotiomycetes; Eurotiales; Aspergillaceae. Gene Ontology annotation, molecular function: oxidoreductase activity. The record is from RefSeq and is a predicted model, not a curated record.
AUGGCAGCUCCAUUUCCCUCUCCUACCUCGACAUGGCACUCAACCGCGAGGGGGUCUGGCAUCGGGGCAGAGACUGCCCGGUACUUUGCCGAAGCCGGUGCCUCUCGGAUCGCCCUUCUUGGCCGCAGAGAACAGCCUUUACUCGACACCAAAGCCUCGAUUGAGCGGAGGUUCCCUCGCGUCGAGGUCUUCGUUGAAUCGAUGGAUGUCACAAACAAGAGCCAAGUGGAUGCGGCCUUUGCGAAUUUUGUUGGCGGCGGCAGACUUCAUGUCCUGGUUAGCAAUGCGGCGAUGAUUGGGCCCCAGGAUCCGGUGCAAGAUGUGGAAAGUGAACCAUUUCUCGAAAGUAUCCAGCAAAACCUCAAAGGAGCGUUGUUCCUUGCGCAGGCAUUCCUUCGUUACGCAUCGACCGACGCAGUCGCUAUCGAGAUCAGCUCGUCGGCAGCACAUCUGAAUUUCAGUCCCCGUUGUGCUGCCUAUAGUAUUUCCAAAUUUGCAGUAUAUCGAUUGUGGGACUCUCUGGCCUCGGCGAAUCCGAACCUCAGCAUUUUCCAUCUCCAACCGGGCCUCGUGGAUACCGCCAUGAGUCGGGAGACGGGUGGUGUCGCUGCCUUUGGUACCGAGGACAAUGUCUCUCUCCCCGCAAGCUUCAACGUCUGGCUGGCAAGCCCCGAGGCGCGUUUCCUAAAAGGAAAAUUCCUGUGGGCCAACUGGGAUGUCGAUGAGCUCAAAGCCAACGAAAAAGAGAUGGCAGAGGGUCCUCAGCUGAGUAUUGGGCUUGUCGGAUGGCCGUUUCAGGAAGCAAACUGGGAAUCCAAAAUUCAACUCUAA